Penaeus monodon (black tiger shrimp) is the source of this 740-nucleotide messenger RNA. RefSeq lists its product as uncharacterized. Bases 109 to 510 code for a protein of 133 amino acids. NCBI's taxonomy places the organism in Eukaryota, Metazoa, Arthropoda, Malacostraca, Decapoda, Penaeidae. The record is from RefSeq and is a predicted model, not a curated record. The transcript is spliced from 4 exons.
CAUCCCUCCCCCCCCUACUAGAUUUUAUCAGUAUUAGCUGUUGCAUGAAGUAGAUCGCUGAGGCAGCCACUCUGCCUUUGGUCCUGCUUGAAGUAGCCAGCGAAAACAAUGGCAAAACUCGCCGUCUUCCUCGUGGCAGUAGUUGCCAUCGCACAGACUAGUGCCGAGCUACAGUGCUACACGUGCAUAGGAUACAACUCUUCUUCUCCUUUUAAUGAAAUGUACAACAACCCAUUCUGCGUGUCGGAAAACUUCCAGGCUUCGAAGGUGCCGAAGUUAAAAUCUCAAAGGGGCAUAUGUUACGCCGAGACUGAUAAGGCGGAUAUUGGCGAGAUCACGGUGCGAUACGGAGAAGAAGGACUUCCAUUGCCGCGUAACUACCUUUAUAUGACUGGUUACUUGUGCCAAGGACACCUGUGCAACAGCCGUCCCACGAGUUCAGCAGGGACGUCGUCUCUCCUGCUACCUCUCAUGCUGAUCCCCGCCGUCCUAUCGCGUCUCCUGACUUGAGAGGAAGGGAGGACAAUUCACAGUUGGUUCCAUCAUCUCAUACAUGAUUGUUCAAUUUAAAAACCUAGUUUCAUGAUUUGCAGUUUAUAAUAUGCAGGUAUUUACAGAUGUAAUAUACUUCCGUGAUUUAUUGAAGGAACCAUGAGGUUGCCUAUAGCCAGCCUCAUGGUUCCUCUGAAGCUUUUGAUUUUCUUGGAAAAGUUUUUAGAGAAAUGGCACUUAUAAGGAAA